This is a messenger RNA of Lepisosteus oculatus (spotted gar), 973 nucleotides long. RefSeq names its product immunoglobulin lambda-1 light chain-like. The record is from RefSeq and is a predicted model, not a curated record. Lineage: Eukaryota; Metazoa; Chordata; Actinopteri; Semionotiformes; Lepisosteidae.
UUUGCUUUCUGACUCGGGUGCCUAACCUGUUAAAGCAGAAGACGUUUGAGUUUUUUUUGUUUCAGAAAACCUACAAUGACCAUGUUCUUGCUCUGCCUGUUCGUAAACUGCGUCUUGAUUCAGAUACCAUAUGUGUUGUGUCAAACAGUCCUGACCCAGACGAACUCGGUCACAGCGCAACCAGGAGAAACGGCAAGAAUGAGCUGCGAUAUAGGACAAGGGAAGGACAGCAAGGUGUUAGGGUUCUACAAACAGGCAGUUGGGGGUGUCCCCCAGCUUGUCCUGUACCACCAUCACAGCUGGGGCUCUCCUAGCUAUGGUCCGAACUUCUCGUCCGACCGGUUUUCCGCCGACAAGAACAGCGCAGGAACCGUCUACGAGCUGAUCAUUUCCAGAACACAGCCGAGCGACGCGGCCGUGUACUACUGCGGGAAAUGGGUUUACGCAGAGAGCAGAUUUGUAACACAAAAUCCUCCUCAUUCCAAGAAGUCACCUGUCCCGGCGGAAGAGCUGGACAAAGGGAAGGCCACGUUGGUGUGUCUGGCCAAUAAGCUGUCCGUGGGGCUCGCUGACGUCAUCUGGACAGCCAAUGGGAGCCCAGUGAGCGGCGGGAUCCUGACCAGCCCCGCCUCCCCGCAGACUGACGGCACCUUCAGCCUGAGCAGCCUGCUAAGCGUGACCCCCGCCGAGUGGAGCAGCGAUCGCCUGUUCUCCUGCACGGUCUCUCAGCAGAUUCAAACCAGACAAACACUACAGCAGCAGCCGCUGUACGAGGACAACAUUUUUCUUUGGCUCCUGAUUUGAUGUGAAAGUGUUGGGUUUUUCUUCCUGGUUAGUAUGAAUUUCUUAUAUGGACUAUUUUUCUUUAUAAUUAUGAGGUUGAAACUGCCUACUGAUGACUGACCUGAAGUUGGUUGCUUUGCAAUUGCUUCCUGUUGCUUGCUUUUGCUAUUAAAAUCGUUUUUAGAGAUGA